UCUCUCUCUCUCUCUCUCUCUCUCUAAAAUGGUUAGGGUUUCUUAAGCGCGUCGCGUUCGCGUGAUUCGAUUAUUCCAAAAGGCAAUGUUGCGGCAAAACCCUAAUUCUCUCCUCCUCGAGUCCCGCGUCUUCAAGCUUUCUAGGUCAACCAUGGAUUGAUUGAUUCGUCUCUGUCUCUCUUGGUAAUUAGCCCUCACUCCCCUACCUUGUUUCCUCUUCUCUUUCGUCUCUUCUACAAUUCAGGGGUGCCAGUCCUUCUAUCGAAAUGUAUAAUGUCCCUGAACACGUGGAUAACGAGGUUUACAUGAUUCAAGGCAUGGAACCAAAUAUGCAUUAUACGACUCCCUAUGAACAAGUUGAUGCCAUGUACAACGAAGGAGCCCCCGAGUAUGUAGUUGAUCAGGGCAUGUAUUAUCCUACUGCCAACAAUUAUGGGUACUACUGUACAGGAUUUGAAUCACCCGGUGAAUGGGAGGACCAAUGUAGGAUUUUUGGUGCAGAUGGUCCGGAUCUCCAGUACAUGGGUGUGCAAAAUGAAAGUUUUCCUUAUGUAUAUUAUCCACCUGGCUAUGGAUAUGCACAGACUUCAUACAACCCUUACAACCCUUACAUACCUGGUGCUAUGAUAGGUGUUGAUGGCCAACAGUAUUAUACCAUCCCUAGUUAUCAGAAUUCUGUCUCUUCACCUUCUUAUGUCCCUUUUGUUCAGCCAGAUGUCAUUCCCAACAAUUCACCCGACUCUUUUUACGAUACUGGAACAUCUAUUAAUAGAACUGGUGGAAGAGGCCUUAAAUAUAAUUUGAAUUCCGCUUCGGGAGCCUUCCCUAACACUCCUAAGACAUCUUCAAAUCAGAUUAGUCCCUUGACUAGGUUACUAGAAAGGCCAAGAGACAAUGUUGGACCAAACAAGCAAGCUGCAACUCAUGGUAGUAUUUCUUCUGGACGUUUUCCAAACCCUGCUUACCAGAGUAAAAGUGCAUCUGGCUCAGUUUCAUCCAUGGAUAACCUGUCAAAUGGGAAAGUAUUGCCUCAUCAUAAUCAAUUGAAGGUAGCAAUCCCAGUAGGCAAUGGCUUGUCUGACUUUGGAUCUGGUGCACAAGGACGAGAUGCUGUGGCUAAGCUUAGGCCAAAGUUCCAUGUUGGCAGGGCCUGGAAUGAUAUACAAAAUGUUGAGCAGUUGAGUGAGCAGAAUUGUGGUCCUAGAAUCAGUAGGCCAAAAAAUCAGUUAGCUGUUAAAGCAUAUACGACGCAGGCUGGAGAUUGUAAUGCACACGGAAAUAUCAUUAUUUGCAUGGAUCAGUAUAACAAGGAUAAUCUCCCAGUUGAUUAUGUGCAUGCAAAGUUUUUUGUAAUAAAAUCAUACAGCGAGGAUGACGUGCAUAAGAGUGUUAAAUACAAUGUCUGGUCAUCCACACCCCAUGGCAACAAGAAAUUGAGCAGUGCUUAUGAAGAUGCCCAACGAAGAGCUGCAGGGAACCCUGGAGGCUGUCCCAUCUUUCUCUUCUUUUCGGUAAAUGCAAGUGGUCAAUUCUGUGGCGUUGCAGAGAUGGUUGGCCCGGUUGACUUCAACAAGGAUAUGGACUUUUGGCAGCAAGAUAAAUGGAGUGGAAGCUUCCCUGUUAAAUGGCACAUCGUCAAAGAUGUGCCAAACACCAGUGCCAGGCACAUUGUUUUGGAGAACAAUGAGAACAAGCCUGUGACGAAUAGCAGGGAUACUCAGGAGAUCAUGUAUAAGAAAGGCUUGGAGAUGUUGAAAGUUUUUAAGAAUCACACAAUGAAGACCUCUUUGCUUGAUGACUUUAUGUACUAUGAAGACCGUCAGAAAAUCAUGCAGGAUGAGAGAGGCAGAUAUCAUGUUAGAAAUUUUGAGACUCCGUUUGUAGCAACAGCAUUAGGUCCCCCACGCAGGGUGAACCCUGUUCGUGAGCUCCCUCGCAACAAAGAGGAGAAAGACACCAAAUUUAGUGAUGCAAUCAACUCAGCAAAGUCUCCGGUUUCUGCAUCUGACCAGAUUUCCUCAGACUUAAAAGCUAAUGGUUCAAGUAUCAGGAGUGAAAACUCAGAGAAAAGAGCAAUUGAAGCAGAAUGUGAUGCUGUAUCUACCUUGAAAAUUGGUUCACUCACUAUUGAUCCGAAGCAGGUAGAGCUUGAUUCUUCAGCUGGUGCUGCUACUGAUAACUCAAAAAACGCUGAUGUUGUCACUGUAGGCUCGAUUCCUGUCAGAGUUAAUGGAUUUGCUGAAUCUUUGGGUACUUUAACAGUUGGAACAAUCCCUCUGGAUCCUAGAGCACUAAAACUCGAGAAGGGCAGUUUCCUUAACUAAAUUGAGGAGCUAUGAGAAUGAGUCGGAAGCUAUUCACAGUUUCAUUUUCUUAGUGCUGUUUUGCGUGGUCAAAGUUUUUAUCGGAUCCUGAGUUUUUGAUAUACUCGGUCAUGGUUAUAGUUAAUGAUAGCGGGGACUCGCUUUGGUAGUCUUUAUUUUCCCCCCCUUUAGUUCACUUUUGCCGUGGUUGUUUCUUGUCCACCCUUUUACUGUUUGGGGGUUAUGUUCUUACUGGAAAGAGAAAUACAGAUUUACAUUCAAGAUAGAGAAAGAAAAAUGCUAUUACUAGCCAACUCUUCUUUGGUUUGCACUUUUUGUUUUCUAGAUAUGAGCAGUUUGCUAGGCUAUCUCGUUGCCACAAACUGCACAUAUGUUUCCUAUCUGCAACCAAAAAUUUAUCAAUUUCCGAAUUCAAUGGCCUCAUAUAUUCUUACCAGAUUGUGUCAUAGUC
This is a messenger RNA of Argentina anserina (silverweed cinquefoil), 2775 nucleotides long. RefSeq names its product YTH domain-containing protein ECT3-like. Gene Ontology annotation, cellular component: cytoplasm. Gene Ontology annotation, molecular function: mRNA binding. The transcript is spliced from 8 exons. Gene Ontology annotation, biological process: mRNA destabilization. Lineage: Eukaryota; Viridiplantae; Streptophyta; Magnoliopsida; Rosales; Rosaceae. The record is from RefSeq and is a predicted model, not a curated record. Bases 267 to 2324 code for a protein of 685 amino acids.